AUGGCACUGGCUACGCUUGGCAUCAUCAGCAUUGGCGAUAUGGGGCUCGGCAUUGCAAAGCUCCUGCUAUCUCACAAUUUCAAUGUCAUUACGAAUGUUCGUGGUCGCAGUCCAGAAACGCAGGAGCGUGCCCGCAAAAAUGGAAUAUCACUCGUCGACACCGACACGGCGCUGGUCGAUGCAGCAGAUGUCAUCCUGUCCAUUGUGCCACCGCGUGAUUCGCUCACAGUCGCAAGGCGUAUUUCCACUGCUUCAGGUUCUGCAUCAAGGACCCGACCAAGCCCUCUCUGCUUUAUAGAUCUCAAUGCAGUGAGCCCACGCACGGCUCGGGAAGUCAACGAUCUUUUCGUGAAUUCCAGCUCCAAAGUCAAUUUCAUCGACGGAGGGAUUAUCGGCGCACCGCCGAGCCUGAAAGAAGACGGCAGCUGGUAUCGUCCAUCAAUUCCGGUUUCUGGUCCCUACAAGCUUUUCCAGGCUCAUCCAAACGGUGACAAGUUGGCAGAGGUGCUGAACAUGAGACACCUUAACGACACAAUCGGCGCCGCAACCGGUUUAAAGAUGUGCUUUGCGUCGCUUUCCAAGGGGUUUACUGCGCUUGCCAUCCAAUCCUUCACCACAGCCCACAGCCUAGGUGUUCUCAAUGAGCUUAGACAACAUCUUGAUGACUUCUCCCCAGGUGUGCGGACACGCGCAGAAAGAGGUCUGGUCUCGAUGCCUCCAAAAGCGUACAGAUGGGUGAACGAAAUGGAGGAAAUUGCUGCAACCUUUGAGGCCGACGGCGGGUUUCAGAUGGACGAAUCGCCAUUCAGGGCGAUUGCAAAUAUCUACAAGCUUGUAGCUGACGAGACUGAUCUAGGGUUGGAGAAGACCGAGGAUCGCCAUAGGGGAAAAAGCUCUGAAGACGUUGCAAAGCUCAUUCUGGAAGGCACCACCAGGCGGAAGAUCAAGACGGAUUAG
Messenger RNA from Pseudocercospora fijiensis CIRAD86, 957 nucleotides. RefSeq lists its product as uncharacterized. The coding region runs from base 1 to 957 and encodes 318 amino acids. The transcript has 2 exons. NCBI's taxonomy places the organism in Eukaryota, Fungi, Ascomycota, Dothideomycetes, Mycosphaerellales, Mycosphaerellaceae. The record is from RefSeq and is a predicted model, not a curated record. Gene Ontology annotation, molecular function: NADP binding; oxidoreductase activity, acting on the CH-OH group of donors, NAD or NADP as acceptor.